AUGCUCGAGACAUUCAAGUCCGCCGGGCGUGUUCCCCCCGCGUCAAAGACAGCCGAUCCUGAUGCCCUUCGCGGACCGCAACGCAUCGUGCUGCUCUGCGAUGGGACCUGGCAGACACGACGGCUCGUCCAAACGGUCAACGAAGGCGGCGCACCCACGUCCUCGUCGGACAAAUACUACACCAAUGUCGCACUCCUCUCGCAAGCCAUUGCCUCGUCCUCGUCGGCUAGGCGUCCAGAUGGAACGGUCAUGCCCCAAAUUGUAGCGUACCAAAGCGGCAUCGGGGCCAGCGUCGACCUCGUCUCGAUGCUCGUCCAGGGUGCCACUGGUCUGACGCUUGGCCAGAAGGUAUCGGAAGCCUACGGCUUCCUCGUCGACAACUACCAGCCCGGUGACGAGGUUCUCCUGUUUGGCUUCAGCCGAGGCGCAUACACCGCCCGCACCAUUGCGGGCUUCAUCAACUUUGCCGGCAUCCUGGGGAAGAGGACGUUUGCGAAUGGAUUCAUGGACAUUUGGAAGGCGUACAUGGCCAGGGACCCGAGUGACGCAAAGACGGAAGACUACGCUGAGCGCGUCUUUUAUGAAAAGACGGGACUGUGGCCGAGCGGCAACGCGAUGCGGACCGCUCGCGGGAAUGAAGAGGCAGCCGUCGAGAUGAUGGGUAAAGACCCAGCCGAGGAAGAGAAGGAGCAGGACAAGGAAGUGGACGAAAAGAGAAAGUUCCCGCGGGUCUACCCGCCUCAGAUCAAGGUCGUUGGCGUCUGGGACACUGUCGGCGCUCUGGGUAUCCCUGGUCAUUUUCUCUCGCCGAGUCUCUCACGUUUCUUCUCCUUCUUCGAUCCUGUCCUUGCUCCAAAUGUGUCGUACGCCUUCCAAGCCUUGGCGCUGUGCGAAGAUCGCAAGGACUUUGCCCCCACGCUCUUCUUUCAGCCCCCUCCCGGCGCAGAGGUCCCCAGCGACGAAGCAAGACGAAAGGGCCAGAUGCUCAAGCAGGUCUGGUUCCAGGGCUCGCACAGCGAUGUCGGUGGUGGACACGCAUGGCACGGCCUGUCCGACAUUACUCUCGCAUGGAUGGUGUCACAGCUGGUGGACCAGCCGGGAGGGCCUCUGCUCGACAUCAACCUUGACGCCCUCGUGCAGCUCCAAGACCGACGUCGAGCCUGGGCUCGCCAGCCAGAACACCCGUCGCGCGUCUGCAUCGAGUUUCAAGAGACGAGGCAGGUCGGACAAUGGGCGCUGUUGGCCCAGAACAAGGACAAGAAUCCUACGACGGUGACGGGCAAGAAGCUGCCAGUCUUGCCGUGGUGGUGGACAAACGUAGUCAAGUCGAGCGGAACGACAAACGAAGAGAUCCACUACUCUGUCCACAUUGGACAGCGAUACACAAAGCAAGACUCGCCACAGCUCGACGACCUUCGCAAGGCCGCCAUCAAUGCAAAGGAUGGGCAGCCCUCGCAGCUCGACGUCAUUUGGGAGCACAAUCGCUUGCCGGCGUCGCUUGGCCCGACGGAGCUCCGUCUACGCUGGAAAGACGGUGAUCCGAAAUCGCCAGUUGACUCGCAGUACCUCGGCGCAGAUGAUCCUGAGGUUGGGGACCAGGAGCUCGACGAGGACCUCCAGCACACUGGGGAGCAAGAUGACGGUGACGGUGGCGGCGUCGACGACGAAGCGCCCUUACCAAAGCCCAAGGGAUGGUCCGACGCGGCCUGGAACCUGGCGCUGGGCAUCGCAGAAGCGCCUGUCCGUACCAUUGCAUUCGUAGUCAAUUUGGGGCCCACACCGAACCGAAACCUCAAGCCUGGCUUGCUGGUUACGGCCAUUCAGAAGAUUCGAAAGUGGGCCAGUAAGAACAAAAAAGGAAAGAAGAGCAAGAAGGCUGCUCCACCGCCGACGAUGUAAUGACUGAUCUAACCGAGACGACACCUUACGACAUACGACAUCUGGACAUUUUUCGAUUCCCAUCUCUCGCAGGACAACAGGUAGUGACAGGAGUGACUAAUUUUAAUCAUCAUAGAACAAAGACUUGGAUAGUG
Molecule: messenger RNA, 2033 nt
Organism: Acaromyces ingoldii
Lineage: Eukaryota; Fungi; Basidiomycota; Exobasidiomycetes; Exobasidiales; Cryptobasidiaceae
Exons: 3
Coding region: 1-1899 (632 amino acids)
Source: RefSeq, a predicted model, not a curated record